Acanthosepion pharaonis is the source of this 1587-nucleotide messenger RNA. The record is from the annotation of a GenBank genome assembly. NCBI's taxonomy places the organism in Eukaryota, Metazoa, Mollusca, Cephalopoda, Sepiida, Sepiidae.
AUGUUUAACUCACUAUCUAUCUAUCUAUCUAUCUAUCUACUUAGAAAGUGCAGUGAUCAUUUCAAGUCUCUCCUCAUCCCUUUACUCAUAGUAUUUUUUUUUCUUCACUUUUAUUUUUAUUCUUUUUAUUUUCUCUUCUUUCUUUUCUGUUUGGACGCCAUCUUUCUUUUGCUUUUUUUUUUCUUCGUUUCCUUCCGUUGCUUUCUCUUUCACAGAAUUUCUUUUCUUUUUCUUUCUUUUUUUUUUUACCUGUUUUCAUUUUCUUUCUUUGCCUUUAAUUUUUCUUUUUUCUUGCUAUUUUGCAUGAUUUUUUCGUUGUUUUUUCUUUCGAUUUUCUUUUUUUUCUUCUAUACGUUUUGUCUUCAUUUCUUUCGUUUUUUUUCUCUUCUAUUUUUCUCUUCUUUUUCUAUUUUUCUUUUCUUUUCUUGUCUUCUAAUGUUUUAUAGUUUCUUUUUUAUUAUUUGCUAUUUUUUCUUAUUUCCUUGUUUUUCUUUUUGGCUUCUUUUUUAUUUUGUUUUAUUUUUCGUUUCCUUCCCUUUUCUUUAUUUCUUUUUUGUUCCUUUCAUUUUUCAUUUUAUUUAUUUUCAUUUUCUUCCUUUUCUCUUUUUCUGGCCUUUUUUUCAUUUUUUUGUUUUUCAUUCAUUUGUUACCACCAUUUCUUCUCUUUCCUUUUCUUCUUUGAGCCAAACGACUGUUUCCUACUCUCUCUAUUUAUUUAUUUCCCCUCCUAACAAUGUUUCUUUCUCGUUUCUUUCGAGCAGAAUUCUAUCAUUCUUUCUUUCUUCUUCUUUACGCCUUCAACUGCUUUUCUUUUUCCUUUUCGAACUUCACCAAUCUCUGCUUGCGUGCACCCAGUCACAUUCUUUCUUUUCUUUCUUUUUCUUUCUUUCUUUCUUUCUUUCUUUAUGUUGCAAUUCCUUCUUUCUUUCUUACCUGAUUAUUGCAUCAUUCUUUUUUUUCUAUCUCUUUUACUGCUAUAAAGUAUUUCUUCCUCAUUUAUGUUACAAUCACACCACUCUUUUUUUCUUUCGCCCACUAUUUUUUCCUUUCUUUCUUUCUUUCUUUCUUUCUUUCUUUCUUUCUUUCUUUCUUUCUUUUUUGUCACGCCUUUCUUCUUUUCUUUCUUUUUUCUUUUCUUCUUUCUUUCUUUCUUUCUUUCUUUUUUCUUUCUUUAUUGUCUCGUCUUUCUUCAUUUUCUUUCUUUCUUUCUUUCUUUCUUUCUUUCUUUCUUUCUUUCUUGUCACGCCUUUCUUCUUUUCUUUCUUUUUUUUCUUUCUUUAUUGUCUCGUCUUUCUUCAUUUUCUUUCUUUCUUUCUCUCUUUCUUUCUUUCUUGUCACGCCUUUCUUCUUUUCUAUCUUUUUUUCUUUCUUUCUUUUUUCUUUCUUUCUUGUCACGCCUUUCUUCUUUUCUUUCUUUUUUCUUUUCUUCAUUCUUUCUUUCUUUCUUUCUUUUUUUCUUUUCACGCCUUUCUUCUUUACUUUCUUUUUUCUUUCUUUCUUUCUUUCUUUCUUUCUUUCUUUCUUUCUUUCUGUGUUAACUGCUGUGGCAUAUCAAUGAUGAUACUUUCUUUAGUUUUCUGGCAAUGA